Molecule: messenger RNA, 174 nt
Organism: Colletotrichum godetiae
Lineage: Eukaryota; Fungi; Ascomycota; Sordariomycetes; Glomerellales; Glomerellaceae
Exons: 2
Coding region: 1-174 (57 amino acids)
Source: RefSeq, a predicted model, not a curated record
AUGGAAGCUUCCGGUCCGACAUUUGCUUCACCAUGCUUGUUGAAAGGAAAAAAGAAGAAUAAGAAGAAGAAGAAGAAGAAAAAGAAGAAGAAGAAGAAGAAGAAGAAGAAGAAGAAGAAGAAGAAGAAGAAGAAGAAGAAGAAGAAAACAUCACUGAAGGAGGAGAAACCAUGA